GUAAAAUUAGAACUAUCAAUCAAAAAAAUCAAAAUGGAAUUGGUGACUUUGAAUUAAAGUGUAGCGCGAACAGAGAAUUACUGUCUACUGAUUUUAAAAGAGGAAUUGAUAAAAUUAGAAUGAUCAAUCAAAAUGGAAUUGGUGACUUUAAAUUAAAG
Molecule: messenger RNA, 158 nt
Organism: Dentiscutata erythropus
Lineage: Eukaryota; Fungi; Glomeromycota; Glomeromycetes; Diversisporales; Gigasporaceae
Source: the annotation of a GenBank genome assembly